ACCAGUUUCCGAGGCUCAUUAUUGUGUACGGAAAGUCCAGCAUCUGCAGCCUGCGAAAACCAUGAACCUGAGCCCGCCUGAACACAGCAUGCACAAGCCGAGCGACGGCUGCGUGGACGGCAGCAAAGCCGAGCACUUGCUCCCCUGCUACCGCAGAAGCAGAUACGACGAGCCUCUGGCGUCCUACCACAGCGGCUCCAUCAUAUCUCACCUCCUGCGGAAAACCAUUCACAAUAAACUGACCUCGCUGGACAACAGCCUCCUUUACCUGCCCUCCUCAAACGCCAGCGGGCUCGAUCCCGAGUCCAACAGCAUCGAUGAUUUUGCUCGAGAUGACCAGAGCUGCCUGUCCUUCAAAGACGAGGAUCUGUCUGUGAGCGAGCACCUCCAAGCCAAACGCGCCCGGGUGGAGAACAUCAUACGAGGCAUGGCUGCUUCGCCCAACGCCGACGGAGAAGCGGAGAGCGAGUGCGAAGCCGUCCGCUGUAGAAGAGACCUCCUGAAGGAGAACAAACGCAAGCAGAGGCUCCCCCAGCACCAGGAGCCCACUCAGUCCAACGCAAAGACCAGCAAAGACGAAGAGUGCCACAAACUCAAGGAGCAGCUCCAAAGCAUGCAGCGUCUCCUGCAUCAGCUCCAGGAGAAGAUCUCGCACGUGCACGACCAGAAUUACUCGGAGAGCGAGGAACGGGAAGAUGCGAGGUCAGAGCUCUCGAGUCUGAGGCUGGAUGGUGGAUACAAAGACCGAGUCAAAGUGGAACCCGGUGGUUUCGGCUCCGACAGGGCGAUGAAGAACCUCAAAGAGACUCUCAAGUGCGAGCUGACCAGGACUGUGAGCGAAAGCGUCGAUAUGGUCUUCAAGAAACUCUCCAUGACCUUACUAAAUCAGUCGCCGCACAGUCCGGAGUACUCGGAGAACGAGAAGCGAAUCCCAGAUGAUUCCCCUUCGGAGCUGUCAGACGAUGAAAUCGUCAAAGCCAGGUCUGCGGAGCACUUUGAGAGCCACGGCCCGGAGCACCAGACCGAAGCCUUGUCCCUAGUGGUCCGUAAACCUUCCCUGAGCCAGGCUGUGAAGAGACCUUUCCCGCUCCACCAGACGCCUUUCCAGUUCGGCUACAACGCUCCUCUGCACGACAGCCAGAUCCUGGAGCACCUGCUGAAGUACGGCCCUCACUCCACCUUCUCCGCAAUGCCUUGCCUGCCGGCGUCUCUGGAGCGGUCCUCGCCGGACUCCAUGGAGCAUCCGUGGGAAAGCGUGGCCAUGAGAUCCAAGCUGAGCUCGGGGCAUCUGGGUCAGCACCAUCGCGUCGGACCUCCUGGACUGGUGUCGGUGGACGCGCUCUGCCUUCCUCACGUCAAGAUGGAGUGUGGAGAUCUGCAGAGCAUGGCUGAGAGGAGCUCCUUCAUGUCGCUCAAUAUUCAGGAAGGUCUGACCCCAAACCAUCUGAAGAAAGCCAAGCUGAUGUUCUUCUACACACGCUACCCCAGCUCGAAUCUGCUCAAGAACUUUUUCCCUGAUGUCAAGUUCAAUCGCUGCAUCACGUCUCAGCUGAUCAAGUGGUUCAGUAACUUCAGAGAGUUCUACUACAUCCAGAUGGAGAAGUUCGCUCGUCAGGCCAUCAUAGACGGCGUUAAUGAUGUGAAAGACGUAUCCGUCACCAGAGAGUCCGAGCUCUUCCGCGUACUCAACAUGCACUACAACAAAGCCAACGACUUCCAGGUUCCAGACAGAUUUCUGGAGGUUGCUGAAAUCACUCUUCAUGAGUUCUACAGUGCCAUUUCCCUCUCCAAAGACUCGGACCCCUCUUGGAAAAAAGCCAUCUACAAGGUCAUCUGCAAACUAGACAGUGACGUUCCUGAGGAUUUCAAAUCACCUUCCUACCUGUAAGCAGAGAGCGCCACCUACAGGACGCUUUAUGUGUGGCCACACACACCGUUUAUUUAUCAUGAGUAUCAAUCAUAAAUAUUCCUUUUUAUAAGUGAAUUGUCAGCUUUAUAUAAAAAAAUCUAAAUAUAUAUUCUUAGUAUUUUGUUGUUGACUGAAAUGCGUGUGU
Messenger RNA from Sinocyclocheilus rhinocerous, 2054 nucleotides. RefSeq names its product prospero homeobox protein 1-like. Gene Ontology annotation, molecular function: DNA-binding transcription factor activity, RNA polymerase II-specific; RNA polymerase II cis-regulatory region sequence-specific DNA binding. The transcript has 4 exons. Gene Ontology annotation, biological process: regulation of transcription by RNA polymerase II. The record is from RefSeq and is a predicted model, not a curated record. Lineage: Eukaryota; Metazoa; Chordata; Actinopteri; Cypriniformes; Cyprinidae. The coding region runs from base 62 to 1888 and encodes 608 amino acids. Gene Ontology annotation, cellular component: nucleus.